UAUAACAAAGUAUUCAGUUUAAUAUAUAUUAUACACUAUAAUUCCUUAGUACACGGUUAAAUAUCACUGAGAAAAUGGCAACUCCUUUAGUUGAUGUUUAUGUGAAAUUACCGACAGGUCGUACUUCAGUUUUGAAAUUAUUACCCACGGAACAAGUAAAAAGAAUUAUUGAACAGAUUGCAAAAGAAGAAGAAAUUAUCCCCGGGAGAGUAAGAGUGAAGUACCAAGGAAAAUUUCUUGAUAAAUCUAAAACAAUCGGAUUCCUCGGAAUUUGUCCAGAAACUAUACUGAAAGCAGAGUUCGUAAUUCCAAGAGAUAUCAAAGUGUAUGCUAAAGUAGUUGGAGGAGGUUCCGCGCCAGUGGAUAUACAGAACAUUAGUACAUUAGAAGAUUUUAAAUCUGUGGUUGAACGACUAGAGAUUGUUUCUCCUAAAACAGUGAAGUCCUUCAAAAUCUCAGGCACUGUUUAUCGUCCAUGUAACACACCACUAUAUGAAACAAGUAUUAGAGAGGAAAGUGUUAUAGAAGUGACUUUCGGUGACAAAGCAGAAGAUAGAACAGAAUCAGACCCAGCUCAAGAUACAGAUCCCAAAGCUAUAGAUGAUGAUUUGAAAGAUGCCGUCCUCUCAAGUUUCGAGACAAAUGGAAAGAAUGUAGAAGUUGUGUUUUGUUUUGACACAACUGGCAGCAUGAGUCAAUAUCUUGGGAGUGUGAGGACAAAAUUAAAAGAAACAUGUCAACGGCUUUUAAGAGACAUACCAAAUAUAAAAAUUGGAAUUAUGGCCCACGGUGAUUAUUGUGAUUAUGAUAACUACGUCAUCAAGAUUCAGGACCUAACAACAGACGUUCAACAGCUGGUUGACUUUGCUUCCAGUACCCCAUCAACAGGUGGAGGCGAUUCACCCGAGUGUUAUGAGUGGGCAUUACACAAAGCUCAACAGCUGGACUGGUCAGAAGAUUCCGCCAAAGCUUUGGUAGUUAUUGGAGAUUGCGAACCACAUCCACCAUCUUAUACAGACCAGAACAUCAACUGGCACACAGAACUAGAUGUCUUAAAGGGGAUGGGAGUUAAGGUUUAUGGUGUAUUUUGCAAUAGUGGAGAAGGAAACGCCAAGAAGUUUUAUGAAGAGUUAGCAGACCGUACUGGCGGAUGCCUUCUUAGAUUAGCUAACUUCAGUUUAAUUACAGAAAUGUUUCUUGGAGUGUGUUACAAGGAGUCGAACCAGGAACAGUUAGAGGCAUUCACUGAAGAAUUAAAACAAGAAGGUAAACUAACAGAAGAAACCGAAGUUCUCAUGAAACAACUGGAAAAUACGAAACCAUCAGAAGAAAGUAAAGUGGAGGACACGCCCAGUUAUUUGAAAAAGUUCAACUUUAGUUGGUGGAACUUUGAACAGGACCAUACGAUUAUACCACAGUAUAUUUACAACUCUGAAACUGACAAAUGGAAACAAUACAACAAUCCAACACAAAAGCAAACGUCGACAUAUAUAUAUAUCCCUGGUUUAACCCCUUCUCCGUCUUCGUCAGCAGGAGACAAACAUUCGCCAAUCAGUGGCAACUACGUAAGCAAACAUCGAAAAAGCAGUCGUAAAGGACGUGGAUGUAAUGUUAUGUGAACAAUGUCAGUGUCUAAUAAAUGCACUAAAACUGUUAUAAAGAAAGAGGAUAUUCUAGUUUGAGGACAUUCUUCAUAAAAAGCAUCAAAAUGUUUGACAGGAUCCCUAUGAACAAGCAUGCCCAGUGUCCUUUGAACCUCUCGUAAUAUAAGCUUUCAGCUGGCAAGACAGACUAUCAUACAUACAUAUGUCAAAUUCGACAUGCCAUACAUCAUUACAAAACAUUUUCAUCGAAGAGGGUCAAUAUAUCAGCUAUAAGCCGUAGAGGUGAGCGAGUGAGAGAAGGAUAAUUCAAUUUGUGUUUGGACUGAUAUACUAUGUAUACUUGUUAAACAAUAAAUAAAGAUAUAUAACUGA
Messenger RNA from Mytilus trossulus (common blue mussel), 1976 nucleotides. RefSeq lists its product as uncharacterized. The record is from RefSeq and is a predicted model, not a curated record. Lineage: Eukaryota; Metazoa; Mollusca; Bivalvia; Mytilida; Mytilidae. The coding region runs from base 75 to 1619 and encodes 514 amino acids. The transcript has 10 exons. Gene Ontology annotation, molecular function: protein binding.